Messenger RNA from Egretta garzetta (little egret), 971 nucleotides. RefSeq names its product protein FAM83D. Bases 14 to 682 code for a protein of 222 amino acids. The transcript is spliced from 3 exons. Gene Ontology annotation, cellular component: mitotic spindle pole; cytosol. Gene Ontology annotation, biological process: protein localization to mitotic spindle; regulation of TOR signaling; regulation of ERK1 and ERK2 cascade. The record is from RefSeq and is a predicted model, not a curated record. NCBI's taxonomy places the organism in Eukaryota, Metazoa, Chordata, Aves, Pelecaniformes, Ardeidae.
GAUUGCCCUGGUUAUGGAUUCCUUCACGGAUACCGAUAUCUUCAGAGACCUCUUGGAAGCUUGUAGCCAGCGGCAAGUUAAAGCAUAUAUCCUUCUAGAUCAGUCUUCAUUUUCCCACUUUCUAAAAAUGUGCAAGGAUCUGGGAGUUGACCUGGAACGGGAAAAGUUGAUGAGAAUUCGAAAUAUCACUGGGAACAUAUACUACACGAGGUCGGGUGCCAAAAUUGUUGGAAAAGUCCGUGAAAAGUUCAUGUUAAUUGAUGGCAUUAGAGUGACAACGGGCUCCUACAGUUUUACAUGGACAGAUGGGAAGCUGAACAGCAGCAACAUUUUGAUCCUGUCAGGCCCUGCAGUUGCACACUUUGACCUGGAAUUUCGGAUUCUUUAUGCACGGUCAAAGCCUAUCAACCUCAAAGAGUUAUCCAGCUGCAAGAAGAAUAAGGUGUUGGACCAGUUGGUCAGGAUAACAGUGGCUUCCAGAGACUUGACCAGGCAAAACUUCCUGAGAAUGGAGUUUUUGUAUCUCAGAGCAUUUGUAGGAAAUGUAAAAAGGAAGCGAAGCUGGCUGCAUGCCUCAAGGGAGGCAGUCUACGUGUCAAGUAAUGCAAUGCAUGCCUCUCCUCCGCUGACUAAGAGGAAUGUCUCUCUAGUUAUGAGGCCACACUGGAUCAUAGAGAGAUGAACUGCACGUUCACGCGGGGCGAGAAGCAGAACCUCAGGCACCACGUCCAGCCGUCCGUGUCCAGUCCUGCCUUACAGUGUGUUUGUGAGAGCAGCUGGGAAAGAAACCUCAAACUGACAGAAAGUGAUACUGGAAUCAUGGUUUCGUUUGAAUACCACUGUAAUGUAGAUCGACAGAUAGAAUUAUGGUAUUGUUCUAGGCUCAGACAUGUUUUUAAAAAAAAACAACUCUUUAACACCUGGAAAGCCAUUAUUGACUUCUAGUAUUCUGUCAGAUUUUCAUUUUUCCA